AUGCUGCCACAAAGGAGGGGCAUUUAUGGCGGGCUCUCUGUUGCAAGAUUCAGCUCAUCAAAAGGUCGGCGCAGUGGAAAGGCUGCAGUGCAGCAGACGAGGGACGGAAAGGCAGGGAGAGGAGGGAAGGUGGAGGAGAAGAGUGAGGAGGACCUAGUCACGCGGAAGCAGCAGCUGCUGGAGCAAGCAGUUCAGGAGCUGCGAGCCAAGUUCGGCCGGGAGGCAGUGAUGGUUCUGGGCGGCACUGAGGCGGACUUGGCCGCCCACCGUGUCCCGGUCAUCCCCUCAGGCUCCAUUGCCCUGGACGCGGCCCUUGGGAUUGGGGGCUUCCCUAGAGGCCGAGUGGUGGAGAUCUAUGGGCCCGAAGCAACAGGCAAGACAACCCUGGCGCUGCACGUGGUUGCAGAGGCACAGAGGAGAGGCGGAGCGGCCUACUUUGUGGAUGCGGAGCAUUCGCUCGACGUUGACCUUGCUAAGGCGCUAGGAGUGGACAUGACUCGCAUGCACCUGUCUCAGCCCGACAGUGGGGAGACAGGCCUUGCCCUGGUGGAUCAGAACGUCAGGAGCGGCGCUUAUGACGUCAUUGUGGUCGAUAGUGUGGCAGCACUCGUACCACAAGCAGAGCUGGAGGGGGAGAUGGGCGACUCGUUUGUAGCCCUGCAGGCGCGCAUGAUGUCUCAGGCACUGCGGAAGCUGUCAGGGGCGCUCAACCGCUCCCAAGCGGUCCUCAUAUUCGUUAACCAGGUGCGGUCGAAGCUAAUGAUGGGAGGGCCGGGCAUGGGCAUGCCCGUGGAGGUGACGUCUGGAGGCAAUGCGCUCAAGUUCUACGCCUCGUUGCGGCUGCACAUUAAACGAGUGGCGCAGCUGAAGCAGGGAGAGAAGAUUGUUGGUAACCGCGUGCGGGUAACAGUCAACAAGAACAAGCUCGCGCCGCCCUUCCGCACGGCGGAAUUCGAUAUUGAGUUUGGCCACGGGAUAUCCCGGGAGGGGGAACUGCUAGACUUGGGUGUAAAAGAAGGGUUGCUCACGCUCUCUGGUGCGUGGCCGCGUCCAUACGUUUGGACUCAUUUCCGCCCCUGCUUCCCCUCAUUUCCGCCCCUGCUUCCCCUCAUUUCCGCCCCUGCUUCCCCUCCUUUCCCCCCACGCAUCCCCUCAUUUCCGCCCCUGCUUCCCCUCAUUUCCGCCCCUGCAUCCCCUCAUUUCCGCCCCUGCUUCCCCUCCUUUCCCCCCACGCAUCCCCUCAUUUCCGCCCCUGCAUCCCCUCAUUUCCGCCCCUGCUUCCCCUCCUUUCCCCCCACGCAUCCCCUCAUUUCCGUCCCUGCUUCCCCUCCUUUCCCACCACGAAUCCCCUCAAUUCCCCCCUGCCUCCCCUCCUUUCCCCCCUUGCUUCCCCUCCUUUCCCCCACUUCUUCGCAUCCCUUCUCACCCCCUCAUUUCCUCUCCGCAUCCCUUCUCACCCCAUCCUUUCCUCUCCGCAUCCCUUCUCACCCCAUCCUUUCCUCUCCGCAUCCCUCCUCACCCCAUCCUUUCCUCUCCGCAUCCCUCCACACUCCAUCUAUCCUCUCAGCAUCCUUUCUCUCCCCAUCCCUCCUUGCCACCAUCCCCUCAGGUUUUGUGGCGCAGUGUCCAGGAAAGGCGACCUGCUGCGUGCACUCUUUGCUUAGUUACUAG
Molecule: messenger RNA, 1671 nt
Organism: Closterium sp. Yama58-4
Lineage: Eukaryota; Viridiplantae; Streptophyta; Zygnematophyceae; Desmidiales; Closteriaceae
Source: the annotation of a GenBank genome assembly